Messenger RNA from Phaedon cochleariae (mustard beetle), 1092 nucleotides. The record is from the annotation of a GenBank genome assembly. NCBI's taxonomy places the organism in Eukaryota, Metazoa, Arthropoda, Insecta, Coleoptera, Chrysomelidae.
GGUGCUAAUAUAUCCCAAUUAGAACGAGACAUUGGUUCAGAACAAUUUCCUUGCAACGAGCAUUACUUUGGCUUAGUCAAUUUUGGUAAUACCUGCUACAGCAACUCAGUGCUACAAGCUUUAUAUUUCUGCAAACCAUUCAGAGAGAGAGUCCUGGAAUACAAAGCAAAGAAUAAGAGGACCAAAGAAACCCUGCUUACAUGCCUUGCAGAUUUAUUUCACAGUAUAGCUACCCAGAAGAAAAAAGUAGGUUCUAUAGCACCAAAAAAGUUUAUAGCAAGGCUACGAAAAGAAAAAGAGGAGUUUGACAACUAUAUGCAGCAAGAUGCCCAUGAGUUUUUAAAUUUUCUUAUAAACCAUAUUAGUGAAAUUAUCUUAGCUGAAAGACAACAGAACUCAACAACUAAUAAUGUGAAAUCAAAAGGUAAUGGAGAGAAUGGGACUACACAUAAUUCUCCUGAACCAACAUGGGUUCAUGAGAUUUUUCAGGGUAUAUUGACAAGUGAGACACGCUGCCUGAACUGUGAGAAUGUCAGCAGCAAGGAUGAAGACUUCUUUGACCUUCAAGUAGACAUUGAACAGAACACCAGCAUCACUCACUGCCUUCGUUGUUUCAGCAACACAGAGACACUAUGUAGUGACAACAAGUUCAAGUGUGACAACUGCAGCAGUUACCAGGAGGCUCAGAAAAGGAUGAGGGUCAAAAAAUUGCCUAUGAUAUUGGCAUUGCACCUGAAAAGGUUCAAGUACAUGGAACAGUAUAACAGGCACAUCAAAGUGUCCCACAGGGUUGUGUUUCCACUGGAACUUAGGCUUUUCAAUACGUAUAUCCUGUUUCAGUCUGAUGACGCUUUGAACCCAGACAGACUAUAUGACUUGGUGGCAGUGGUGAUCCAUUGCGGCAGCGGCCCCAAUAGGGGGCACUACAUCAGUAUAGUCAAGAGUCACGGGUUCUGGCUACUCUUCGACGAUGACCAAGUAGAUAAAAUAGACGCCUCGACGAUAGAAGACUUCUACGGCCUGACAGCCGACACUCAGAAAUCCUCUGAGACGGGCUACAUCCUCUUCUAUCAGAGCCGCGAGAGCCUGUGA